AACGGGGAAAUGGAAAACGAAACUUUAAUCAAGCUCUCAGCUUUUGCAUCAAAGGCAGCACAGAGAAAAAAACGAGAGAGAAGGCUUUAAAAGGAAGAUCACAAACAAGGAAACUCCAAUUGUUUUUCUUCUUUGCAACUGGUUGGUGGGGUAAUUAAUUUUCCAGUCUCAUUCAUCGUCAUUAUCAUUUUUAUUACUGGAGGAGAAAGGUGUUUUAGACUAACAGGCGUGAAAGUACCUGGUGUUUCCUGAUCAUUAGGGGCAACAAUGCAACGACUAGGAUUUGAUCCAGUGGUGAUUGCAGACAUGCUAAAACAAGCUGGGAAUGAUCUCUAUAAAAAAGGCCACUAUCCACAAGCUCUUGUAAAAUAUGAUGAAGCCAUAACUAUCAUUUCUCAGAUUGUUUUUACAGGGGACUUUAGAAAGGAGUUGGCAGUGCUAUUUUGCAAUCGGGCAAACUGUCUGUUUAAACUUUACCGUUGGGAAGAGUCAUUAUUUUCUGCAUUACAUAGUUUUCAGCAAGAUCAGCAUCAUGUAAAGGCAUUUUACCGUGCAGGUUGUUGCUUUGUUAAGUUGAACAACUUAAGCAACGCAUUAGAGAUGUUCAAGAAUGGACUUCAGAAUAUGUCUGAGAUGUGUAAAAAAGAGGAUGUUGCAGAAUUUCUUACUGAAAUAUUGACUGUACUCGAAGUUUAUGAGUUACUAGAGCUUGCAUUCAAUAAAAGAAAGUUAAGAGGAAAGUAA
Molecule: messenger RNA, 744 nt
Organism: Pelobates fuscus (common spadefoot toad)
Lineage: Eukaryota; Metazoa; Chordata; Amphibia; Anura; Pelobatidae
Exons: 6
Coding region: 268-744 (158 amino acids)
Biological process (GO): protein folding
Cellular component (GO): cytosol; nucleus
Molecular function (GO): Hsp70 protein binding; Hsp90 protein binding
Source: RefSeq, a predicted model, not a curated record